This is a messenger RNA of Papaver somniferum (opium poppy), 1335 nucleotides long. Its product is annotated as GDSL esterase/lipase EXL3-like. NCBI's taxonomy places the organism in Eukaryota, Viridiplantae, Streptophyta, Magnoliopsida, Ranunculales, Papaveraceae. The record is from RefSeq and is a predicted model, not a curated record. The coding region runs from base 42 to 1181 and encodes 379 amino acids. Gene Ontology annotation, molecular function: hydrolase activity, acting on ester bonds. The transcript is spliced from 5 exons.
UGUGCUACAGAACGACUGUGCAGUUUUGGUCUAGACACAAAAUGGCUUCUUCUUCUUCAUCAUUAUCAGCCAAUAUAUUUAGUUGUACUAUGUUCUUUUGUUGCAUUCUUGUUCAGUUAGUUCAAAUAACUGCCAUUAAGUUGCCACCUAAUGUUAGAGUUCCCGCUGUUCUUGUUUUCGGGGACUCCAUCGUUGAUCCAGGAAACAACAAUCACUUAUUGUCAGUUGUUAAGGCUAAUUACCCACCCUAUGGAAGAAAUUUUAUGGGUGGAACACCAUCCGGAAGGUUUAGCAAUGGCUUAAUCCCAAGUGACUUGAUAGUGAAGGCAUUGGGAAUUAAGGAUCUUUUACCAGCUUAUCUAGACCCGUCCUUGGGACCGAAUGAUCUCCUUACUGGAGUAAGCUUCGCAUCCGGUGGUUCAGGAUAUGAUCCCCUUACAGCUAAAAUAGUGUCGGUUUUGGGGCUGGCGAAACAAAUGAUCUUAUUCAAAGAAUACCUAGCCAAAAUUGAAGCUGUUGGAGGAGAAGAAAAAACUAAGAGUGUCAUAUCGGAGAGUUUGUACCUAAUUGUAGCAGGAAGUGAUGACCUUGCUAAUACCUAUUUCAGUUCCAAAUUGAGAUCCAACUAUGAUGUCCCUGCCUAUACUGAUCUUAUGGUUCAAGGAGCCACCAAUUUGGUUCAGGAACUGUACGACAUGGGAGCGAGGAGGUUUGCAUUGUUCAGCGCACCACCGAUAGGAUGCGUUCCAUCGCAGAGAACAUUAGGAGGAGGGAAAGAGAGAAACUGCGCAGAGAGUUAUAACCAAGCUGCUCAGAUGUUCAACUCAAAGCUGUCUUCAUCACUUGACAACCUUAAUGCUAAUAAAUUUAAACAUGGUAGAGCUGUGUUAAUUGACAUCUACAAUCCUCUCCAAGAUGUUAUCAACCGUCCUCACCAUUAUGGUUUCGUGGAGGCAACAAAAGGAUGCUGUGGAACAGGAACGAUAGAAUCAGUGGUUCUAUGUAAUGACUUAAACCCAUAUACUUGUGACGAUGCCUCCAAAUUUGUGUUUUGGGACAGUUACCACCCCACGGAGAAAGCCUACAAAUUAAUUCUCGACCCUAUCCUAAAGAAAUACCUCAACGACUUCUUCUGUAACAGUGGCACCGUAUGCUCUCACAUUUUUACCCCGGCCGGGUGAUCAAUAUCGGAUGGUCCACACUGUUCACUGUGUUACUCAAAGUCCAACUGCUUUUAGAAAGAAAUAAAACUUGAAUUGCUUCGAAAUAAAUCAUUGUCUCGAUCCACCGUUGGAAGAUGCGUUUCCUAAUUAAAAUUUAUUUAAUGAGUUCGUU